CGCUUCAAAUCGUGUCCUGCGAGACAUGGCACCAAACUGACGCAUCCAUGGAGCGCUCCGUUCUCUCGCAACAUCCUCAACGCAAACUAACUUCUCCGUCUGAAGUAGUCUUAAUAUAGAAUACAACAAUCAGCCUCAAUAUAGCGUGCUGUCAACGUCUCCAACGAGUCGACAAUCAAUUUCUGUCGUUGUGUAACUUUGCAACAUCUCUUUCUUCUCUUCCCGUUCCCUUCGCUGUCAUAGUCUGGGUUUCCUGGAACACUUUUACCGUGAAAACGUUUCCAUGGAUGGGAUAGCUGUUGGCGGGAUGCUCGAUCCCGUCCGGGUACGAGGUCGCCCGCCACAAGUGAUGCUGAACCAGCGAAAGAUCAAAGCAAGGCGGAAAAAACGAAAGGAGUUGUUCGGUAUACAGAUGUGUUUCAUUGGGGUACUGCUAGCGCUUGUUACGGGGCUGUCAUGUUUGACAGAUAAAUCAGGUUACGACAUGUCCAGCCACGCCACUGAGGAGGAAGAGAGGUGGGGCAGUCGUCGACUACUGCAGGUCUCCUACGACAACGAGACGGAGCCCCCUUCCAAAAACUGCACUGAACCAGCACUCCAUGAAUUCCCCAGCGAUCUGUUCACCAACCAGGAGCGCACCGAGGGAGCGGUGGGCUUUCACGUCCUGUUUGCUGUGUACAUGUUCUAUGCCCUGGCGCUGGUUUGUGAUGACUACUUUGUUCCCUCACUGGAGAAGAUCUGUGAGCGUCUCCAGCUCAGUGAGGAUGUAGCGGGUGCGACCUUCAUGGCAGCUGGCAGCUCAGCUCCAGAACUCUUCACCUCUGUCAUAGGAGUGUUCAUAACUAAAGGUGAUGUGGGGGUGGGAACCAUCGUAGGCUCUGCCGUCUUCAACAUCCUCUGCAUCAUCGGAGUGUGUGGGAUCUUUGCCGGUCAGGCGGUUCGUCUUUCCCAUUGGCCUCUUCUCAGAGACUCUGUGUACUACACGCUGUCUAUUGCCGCUCUUAUUGUGUUCAUAUACGAUGAGAAGAUUGUGUGGUGGGAAGCUCUGAUAUUGGUCCUGAUGUACUUUGUGUACAUUCUGAUAAUGAAACUGAACUCGCACAUUGUACGCUAUUUGGAGAGGCACAAGAAGAACUCGUCCAGCUUAGGCAAUGGAACGGCGAGCAACGCCGACCUGGAUGACAACUGUGACGCCACGUCAGUCCUGCUGAAGAAAGGUAACUUCCACAGAAAGCCCUCAGUGCUGAUGGUGGACGAGUUGCUUUCAGCCUUCCCUCACCAGCUGUCCUUCUCUGAGGCCGGCAUGAGGAUCAUGAUCACCAGCCACUUCUCACCACGGACACGCCUCUCCAUGGCCUCACGCAUGCUCAUCACCGAGAGGCAGCGUCUGAUCAACACCCGACCCUUCACCAACGGAGACUCUGAGGCCACGGUGAAAGCGGGCGCGAAGCGGGGUGUGGAGAACGGCCUGGGCGGAGCCGAGCGGGGGGUCAACGGGAGGCGGGGUUGCCGCGGAGACGAAGGGGUGGAGCCUGGCAACGAGACGGAGAACGAGAACGAGGACAAUGAGAACAACGAGAAUGACGAAGAAGAGGAGGAGGAGGAAGGGGAGGGCCCCUUUGUCCCCUUCUCCACCCCAGCGGGUGUGUGUAACAAGUUCAAGUGGCUUCUGGCCUGGCCUCUGUGCCUGCUCCUCUACUUCACCGUGCCCAACUGUGCCUCACCGCGCUGGGAGAGGUGGUUCAUGGUCUCCUUCAUCGCCUCCACCCUCUGGAUCGCCGGCUUCUCCUACAUCAUGGUCUGGAUGGUGACCGUGAUUGGGUUCACCCUGGGCAUCCCUGACGUCAUCAUGGGCAUCACCUUCCUGGCAGCGGGCACCAGCGUCCCUGACUGCAUGGCCAGCCUCAUAGUGGCACGGCAAGGUCUUGGCGACAUGGCUGUGUCUAACUCCAUAGGCAGUAAUGUGUUUGACAUCCUGAUUGGACUGGGCCUACCUUGGGCCCUGCAGACUCUGGCGGUCAACUAUGGGUCAUACAUUAAACUGAACAGCAAAGGCCUCAUCUUCUCAGUUGGUCUCCUCUUGGCGUCUGUGUUUCUCACGGUUCUGGGGGUCCAUCUGAACAAGUGGGUCCUGAACCGACGUCUGGGACUUGCCUGCCUCCUCCUGUACUCUGUCUUCCUCUGCUUCUCCAUCCUCAUCGAGUACAACAUCUUCAUCUUCGUCAACCUGCCUACCUGCCGAGACCGCUGAGACCCCAAAUUCAAACACUUGCUCUUCCUCAUCCUGCUUUCUAUCUCAGUCUAGAACACCUGGCUCUGGUAUUCUAUCUGCUCUUUAAAAAAAUCCAUCUUUCUUUUAUGGUUAGUGCAAUAUGGAGCAGGCCUGGAGUGUAUAUUUGGUAUAUGUAUACACACAUAUAUAUAUACAGCAUAUAUUUGUGUGUGUGUGUCUGUGUGUGUGUGUAUGAUCUUGAAAAGACCUCACCAUGGAUCGGACUGUUGUAAAAAAAGAUAUUUUUGGAGGCUACAGCCUGUCUGUAAUGUGAAGAUUGUCUAUGGUUUUGGAAUUGUAGUAGAAACUGCAUUAUACUGUAUAAGUGAUCAUAUUCUUCUACAAGAUGUAUUUUCAUUAGCUGCUAACUGUCUGAGACUAUAAGGCUUUUGAGAAUAGAUAAUAGACUGGAGUACUGUUUGAUUAAUAGUUUUGGUCAUGACUUAAUAAUUUCUGGGACUUAAUAAGUUAUGGGGAAAAUUUUAAAAACUUGUUAACAUUUUAAACUUAUUACAUUUGUCAAAAUGAGGGCCAGAUUUUUUCUGACAGGUUGUGUGGUAAAGACAAACUCUGGCUCUGGCAUUUCCUACUAGUUUUGUCUUCAUAGCAAGGGCAUUAUUCCUGUCAUACACACAGAAGUAUAAAGGGUUCUCACAUUCCAGGGUGAUCCAGGUACGUUUCAUUAUGGAAAGUGAAGAAAUAUUUUUGUAUUUAGUCCUUUUGUAAAUAUUGCCAUUUAUCCUAUUUAUUAUUUAUUGAAUGUUAUUUACGCAUUUAUUUGCUUCCUAAUUUACAUUUCAAAAAACCCUGAAUGGUCAAAAUAAUGACACAGUAAGCGUUUUACGACUUUCUUUGGCAGUGUGUUUAUCUGGGGGGUGAGAGGAAUUAUAUACAGCAAAUUCCAUCUCCUCACACACUCCUAAUUCUUGUUUCUUUUCAGUUUCCAUUAUUCUAAAGGUGUAUGACUAUAUUUGUUAACAGUAGCUUGGAGUUAAAGUUUUUAGAGAACAUUUGUAAAGUACAAGCACUUAAUGAAGUCAGACCUUGUGGUUUUUGUGAAAUCAAUCACGGUUAUUUGCCAGAUUUCCUACACAGUGUGGAACUGACUUUUGAACUCUCUUUUAUCAUCAAUGUGUUGGUCGCUGUAGGCUACAACAUUUGUUUAAAUCCAAUAUCUAGUGAAGGUUAUUCACUUUUAAGAUCUUAGAGUGGUUUUAUUACAUGCGGGGUGAAAUUCACGUACUCUACAGUACUCUACUGCUACCACCUAUAAAUGGCAAAGAACUAUAGCACAAUAUUAAAAUGCUGUUUUAGUCCCAUUUCAAGUAUCCUGUUUCCAAAUGUACACUGCCAUUUUUGGAUGAUGGGCAGCAGUAUGUGUAGAAUGGACUUCCUUUUCUUGAGAUGCACAAAAAGGAAAUUAAGGGGUUUUGUGUACAGUACUGACAAGUACUAAGUGUUGAUGUUCAUAUUUAGUAGAGAUGCUAAAAAAGUAUCUAGUAAAGUAUCUUUUUUCUUAACCUCAUAGUUCUAGGUUGGCUGCCAACCUAUUGUUAUAAUAAGCGGUUAUUUGUAUUUUGUAAUGCACAUAAUGUUUAAACCUGUCCAGACUGUACAGUAGGAUGUAUUACAUAUGAACUGUUCCACUUAUGUCCUUUUUAGAGAGUAGAUCUCAUGUUGUUUGUCAACUUGCAACUUGCAGGCUAUAUUUAUUUGAGGGCAAGCCUGCCCAUUGUCUUCCAUCAGGUGGCAUCAUUCCUACAUAACAGCCGUCAUUGUAGACCACACGCUAUCUGACUCACGCUAUCUGAUGUGAGACAAACCUAGCCAGCCAGUGAAGCACCUCAACAUUAAAUGGUCCCUACGUGAUUGAAUCUCAAGACGAUUUAUCACAUUAUUUGCAAAAACGUUUUGGGAAAUGAACCAAUGACUACUUAUUUGUGUAGUAGGUUUCUGUCUCUGCCUACAAAACUUCUGUCUGUUUUGUUUUUUUCGGAAUUCUACUUUAACAUAAUUGUUUUGACUCAAAGUAAUUUUUGGGGCCCAGAAGCACAACACCAGUUGCUCUGUUGAAAAUAAUUAUUGUAGAAUGUAAGUAUUAUUGUUGCUAUUUACUUUUCCAAGGAUGUUGAAUUUUUUACGUUAUUUAUUUGUUGAGUUGAGAAGAGAUGGAGCACAGCACCAGGAAAACAGGGUUUAUUGUUGUCCAAUUAUUUAUGAUGCAAUAAUUACAAACUUUACAAUGUAAAUAUGGUUUUUAUUUUGUUUCAUAUGAUUGAAGGCACAUAUAGCAGGAUUAUAUGUGGUGCUGGUUGUAAAUUGUAGCUGCCUCUGUUGUUAAGGGAUGAUGUACCAACACCUUGGUCAAGUACCAACUAGUAAGUAACAACUUUCCCAUUGUUUUUCAAAAGCUCUAAAAUGAAUAGUUUAAACAAGACUGUUACCUACCUAUACAACAAUAUAAUUUUAAAAGCUUUGUUUGAAAAAAAAGACACAUAGUUAAAUUACCCUUUACUUGAAGCACUUAUGAUGUGUCAUACUGGGUUAGAUUUAGUAUGGUAAACAUUGGAAAGUUUGUGGACAUAUAUUGAUGUGCUCAAGUCUAAUACUAUAAUAUUUAAUAUACUAUGACAAUUCCUAAUGUUAAUUCCAUAUCUAAAAUGUCAAUAGCCAUACAAUUGUUAACAUGGUUGAAUAUUUAUUUUUGCUGUUGUUUAUUGUUUGCAUUGUACAGCUUCCUAGUUAGGGAGAAGUCCCACAAUGACUCACUAGAUUACAGCUACCUGCUUAAAAUAGUAGGCUAAAUGACUAAAUGUAAAUGUAAAAUGUACCAAAUUAUUGCCAUUUAGCAUCAGCAGGGGAGCUGAAAAAGGCAUAUCUGAAUAAUUUGUGAUAUUCACACGGUGAUAUAUUGCUUAUGUGUACAUAUAUACAUAGGUGUAAAUGUAUUUAUAUAUUUUUGUCUUAAUCUGUAUAUCUGUUGAAAAUAUUUUCAUAGAUAGGAUCCUAGCCACUCCCCAGUACGCCCCUUUUUUUGUUGUGUUUUAGAUAUUACCUUGUCCCUAUUAUACUUGCAUGGAGAUAUUUUAAUAUAAGAAAUUAUUUAUGGUAGUUCUAUCGUCAUUGAAUAAUGAAGUAUAAAGAUGGCACUGGACGUUGCAAAACUGGAUAACCUCCUAGAUCACUGCAUGUUGUUACUGAUAGGAUGUACGAUUUUGUUGAGGUACGUAAGACAACAAAGCUGAGGUGUAGGCUGACCUCCUAAAAAGGAGCAUUAGACUCAAUUAUAUAUUUGUGUUCCAGAUGUGAUUUAGAAAUAAUUUUGCUACUUGAGCAUAAAUAAAAUGAUCUUUGCUUA
Osmerus eperlanus (European smelt) is the source of this 5630-nucleotide messenger RNA. It is a transcript of the gene slc24a3, whose product is annotated as solute carrier family 24 member 3. Gene Ontology annotation, biological process: calcium ion transmembrane transport; intracellular calcium ion homeostasis. The coding region runs from base 284 to 2251 and encodes 655 amino acids. Lineage: Eukaryota; Metazoa; Chordata; Actinopteri; Osmeriformes; Osmeridae. The transcript has 18 exons. Gene Ontology annotation, cellular component: plasma membrane. The record is from RefSeq and is a predicted model, not a curated record. Gene Ontology annotation, molecular function: calcium, potassium:sodium antiporter activity; calcium channel activity.